GCGCUUGCCAAAUAGCGUGCCGAGCGUUUUUACAAGUAGUCAGUGGCGUGGCGUGUGUCCGACGAGUGGUGUGUUUUCGGGCAUCGUCGUAGAAGCUUGCCGUCCUGUCUACCUGUGACAAUAUAUCGAUCGCGUUGUAAUUUGUUAUUUGUUUUCGCGACCAGCAAAAACAUAUCAUUUUUUUAUUUUUAGACCACGUUGAAUAUUUUUUUAAAAUGUCAAAAAACAUUUACCUACCGAAUUAUGAACACUCCGAAAAUGCUCACAUACAAUCCAUGGAACAAUACCGACAAAUGCAUAAAAAAUCUAUAGAGUCACCUGCCGAAUUUUGGUCGGAAAUUGCAGAUCAAUUCUACUGGGAAAACCCAUACGACGUCCGAAAUUUUUAUUCUUUUAAUUUUAAUGUGAAAAGCGGGCCCGUUCAAGUCAAAUGGAUGGAAGGCGCCACCACAAAUGUGUGCUUUAAUUUAUUAGAUAAAAAUGUUCGUAGAGGGAUGGGCGAUAAAAUAGCAUUUUACUGGGAAGGUAAUGAUCCUGAAGAUUACAGUAAAAUAACGUACAAAAAAUUACUGGAAGAAGUAUGCAGGUUCGCUAAUGUAAUGAAAUCUAAAGGAGUCGUUAAAGGAGACCGAGUAGCAAUAUAUAUGCCUAUGAUUUUAGAGAUCAUUAUUGCUAUGUUGGCUUGUGCUAGAAUUGGCGCUGUUCAUUCAAUUGUAUUUGCUGGAUUUUCAGCAGAAUCACUAGCAGAACGUAUGGCUGAUUGCAAAUGUAAAGUUCUAAUUACUGCUGAUAGUGUAUAUCGAGGCGACAAAUUGUUGAAUAUAAAAAAUAUUUGUGAUUCAGCAAUGGAAAGAUGUCAAAAUUUUGGUCACGAAGUUCAGACAUGUAUAGUUGUUCGUCAUUUACCAAGAUUAUAUAGAUCAACAAACCAUUCUAAUGGAACUAACGGAAAUGCAUCUGACGUGAUAGAUCUCCAUUCUGAUGUUUCGUGGACAGAUGGAAGAGACUUUUGGUGGCAUGAUGAGAUGGAUGAUGUAGAACCAGCUUGUUAUCCUGUUUGGAUGUCAGCGGAAGAUCCAUUAUUUAUGUUAUACACAAGUGGUUCAACAGGAAAACCGAAAGGAGUACUACAUACAACAGGAGGAUAUUUAUUGUACGCUGCAACUACUUUUAAAUAUGUUUUUGAUUACCAUCCUAGUGAUAUUUAUUGGUGUACAGCUGAUGUUGGUUGGAUUACAGGCCAUUCAUAUGUUACUUAUGGACCUUUAGCAAACGGAGCGACUUCAAUAAUUUUUGAAGGUACGCCGUUUUAUCCAGAUAAUUCAAGAUAUUGGUCAAUAAUCGAAAAAUAUAAGGUUACACAAUUCUAUACAGCUCCAACAGCUAUACGUGCAUUGAUGAAAUUUGGAGAGGAACCAGUUAAGAAACACAAUUUGAAUUCCCUUAAAGUAUUGGGAUCGGUAGGCGAGCCUAUUAAUCCAGAAGCGUGGUUAUGGUACUACAAAAAUAUUGGAAAUGAGCGUUGUUCUAUUGCAGAUACAUUUUGGCAAACUGAAACUGGAGGACAUGUAAUUACCCCAUUACCUGGCUGUACACCAAUGAAACCAGGCUCAGCUACUUUUCCAUUCUUUGGAGUUAAUCCAAUUCUACUAGAUGAAAAUGGGCAAGUUAUCGAAGGAGUUGGUGAGGGAUACUUGGUGUUUAAUAAACCUUGGCCCGGAAUGAUGCGUACAUUAUUUGGUAAUCAUGAGCGCUAUCAGUCGGUUUAUUUUAGUAAAUUUCCAGGAUACUACUGUACUGGAGAUGGAAAGCAAAAACAAAGUAAUAAUUCCCAUUCUUUUAAUAAUAAAACAAAACUGGAUGGUUUAAUAUUAGCAAAAUGAAGACAUUUUUUACCUAAUGGAUUUCAUUAUUUAUAUACACUGCUAAUUGGCUAUCGAAUCAAACUAUAAAAUUAAAAUUGAAGACAAUGGACAACUAUUGUUUUUUUGAUGUACCCAUCAAUUGGUAUAAAGUGUAAUUUAAUUCAAAACUCUGACCGAUUUAAGUUUUAAAAAAUAAUUCAAACAUCUUAGGUAGAAGAUCUACUUAUCCAGUUUCGUAUUUAGGCAAACUAUAUUGACUGCGGCUUGGUUUAAUCUUGAACGUUACAUGCAAAUUAUAAAAUAAUAUAAUUUGUAGAAUACUUUAUAGAGAAUCACAUAUAUUUUAUUUACAUUAUACAAAAUUUAAAAAUCCCCCUUAACAAAAAGACUAGUUUAUAGAAUUAUGAAAAAAAAAAUGUCAUUUAAUCCAGGAUCUUUUGACUUAUUGAUAAAUACUUUUAAAUAUAUUGUUCUAUUACAAGCGGCG
Molecule: messenger RNA, 2352 nt
Organism: Daktulosphaira vitifoliae (grape phylloxera)
Lineage: Eukaryota; Metazoa; Arthropoda; Insecta; Hemiptera; Phylloxeridae
Gene: AcCoAS
Product: acetyl-coenzyme A synthetase
Exons: 10
Coding region: 216-1883 (555 amino acids)
Molecular function (GO): AMP binding; acetyl-CoA synthetase activity
Source: RefSeq, a predicted model, not a curated record